This is a messenger RNA of Mycena citricolor, 1275 nucleotides long. Lineage: Eukaryota; Fungi; Basidiomycota; Agaricomycetes; Agaricales; Mycenaceae. The record is from the annotation of a GenBank genome assembly.
GUCGAUUUAGCACAAGAUGGAUGUACCUACCCUGAUCAAUUCAUAUAAAGCAGCGACCAUUGGACUUCUUGCCUAGUACUUGUUUCUUCCUUUCUUCCUUCCUCCCUUUCAUCGUUACGCUGGGCGUCAACGUUGCACCACACCUUCAUUUGAUUUACAUCCCACACGCUGAGCAUUAUGAAGUCCACUGCGAUCCUCCAACUCGCGUUUGCCGCCGUGUCGUAUGUCGCGGCAGCACCGGUGCGCAGAGGCGUCGAUCCGAGUCUGGUCCCCGAGUUCGGCAUAGCACCAGGCACCAACCCAACUGGUACGGGUGACUGCGAAGGCAACAAGGGCGUCGCGAUUCCGUGCACAUGUCCGCCCGAUCGAGAUUCCUUCAUCGCCGCACUCUCAGCGAAUGUCGCGUUCGGGCACGACGUCAACAACACUGUCGUACCUGCGCCAUUCCCCACGGACAACUCGAUCCAAUCCCAGGUGACGCGCAUCCAGACCGCGAUUACGACUCUGCAGAACUUGCAUGGCCCCGGCGUUGGGUGUCCAGCGGCGGCGACGACGUUCUUGGCCCAAAUCGCGGCGCUACAGGCUCAGCCAGAGAUUAGUAGUACACCUGCCGCCGCCGCCGCCACAAGUUCAGCUGCAGGUGCUGCAGGUGCUGCAGUGGGUGCAGAUCCGGCCGGCGCUGGUGUGAUCACAGCUUCAGCGACAUCGGCGUCUCAGGCUCCCAACCCGACAGCGAACUCGGUCGCACCGACCUUUGAUGUAUCGCUCGUGCCCGAAUUUGGAGUCAUUGCGGGGAGCCAGCCCGAUGGGACAGGCAACUGCAAAGGCGCCAAUGGAGUCUUGAUACCGUGCUCGUGUCCUCCCGACCGCGCGGCCUUCAUCGAUUCUCUUUCCGGGAACGUCGCCGCAGGACACGACAUCAACAAUCCCGGUGUCGGCGCAGCCUUCCCCACCGACAACUCGCUUGCAUCCCAGAUCACGCGGUUCCAGACGGUUAUAUCAUCGAUGCAGAAUUUGCAUGGGGCGGGUGUCGGGUGCCCAGCAGCUGCGACGACGUGGAGCUCGCAAUUGGCCGCGCUAAUUGCGCAGCAGGCGUCGGAGCCAGGAAAGUAGGAACAGUUGUCAAGGUCGUCUGUAGCUUAUGCCUGGUGCUGGAUCCAUGACUUGUCGGGAAUAAUGUUAUACUCACUGUACAAGCUUUGAGGAAUGAGACAUGGCAAACAUUCGAGAGUGUCAUUCGAGUGACAAGGCUGAGAUUCGAAAUCGCGAUCAUGU